Messenger RNA from Vespula vulgaris, 1312 nucleotides. RefSeq lists its product as uncharacterized. The record is from RefSeq and is a predicted model, not a curated record. Lineage: Eukaryota; Metazoa; Arthropoda; Insecta; Hymenoptera; Vespidae. The coding region runs from base 829 to 1236 and encodes 135 amino acids. The transcript has 3 exons.
AGCGUCCUCACUCUUUAACACGAGAGAACAGUUUAUGUUUAAAUUUCGUACAGAGUCGUGGGAUCCAUAGAGAGAGAUAGAGAGAAAGAGAAAGACAGACAGACAAACAGAAAGACAGACAGAGAGAGAGAGAGAGAGAGAGAGAGAGAGAGAGAAAGAGAGACAAAACAACGUACGUAACGCGAAAUUCAACACGCGAUAAAAGUUCAUAGAAAUUUGUUUUUGGGGAAGUUUUGGGGGAGUUUCUGCGCUAUAGAAGAGAGAAAGAGAGAAAAAAGAGAAGAUUAUAUCAACAGAGCUCACUUUUGAUCUAUCUAAUUAAUAUUCAUAUAUCGAUACAUAUCUCUAUAUCCAUAUUCCUUUUUUGGGUGUGUUUGUUUCUUUUCCUUUUCAUUUUCUUUAAAGCUUUGUUUUUUUUUUUUUUAAAUACACACUCGAUCACUUUAUCUUAUUUUUUAUUUCCUUCAUUUCUAUCUGUGUAUUUUUUAACUCCGAAUUAUUAUCAGUUAUAUCUUCCUUUUACGAUUUUCUUUGAUUAUACUUUACGUGUACAAAAGAAGAAAUCGUCGAUAUAACGUGCGAAAGGAUCGUGCUUUCCCGCCAACGAGCAAACGGUUCCCUCGUUCCAACAAGGAAUAGGAUAAAACAUUGAACGUUGAAAGGAGAUAGAGAAUAGAGAGAGAAAGAGAAAGAGAAAAAAGAAAGAGAAAGAAAGACAGAGAUUCAUGGUCGUCUAAGUGAGGAUCGCGAAGUUACAAGGACUAAAAGUUUUCACAUUUAAAAGGAUUUGUUUAAAAUUGUUUUGUAUUCGAAGAGGGAUAAAAGAAAAUGGAACGCAAAGUCGUCAUUGUCAUCGUUACGCUCAUCACCACGAUCAUGUGGUAUUCUACGGAAAGUGACAGCGCUGUGGUUAGAUCCUCCCAAGAAUUCUCUGAAGCAAUAGAAGAAAUGUUACGGAGCACGGUAAUUGACAAUGUUAGAGAUUUACGCUCGACUGAUCUUGAAGAACGAAACGGGACACGACAUAUUUGUCAAGGCAAUCCUUGCGGAUGGGCGAUCUAUACUAAGUUCACACGACGCUUCGAAUAUUUCAUGAGAAACACAUGCGAGUGCCCAGAUUAUUCGUACAAGUGCGUACAUACGGAGGACGAUUUAUCCGUAAGUGCAUACGUAUAUCGGUGUCGUCAAAACACGACGUCGAACGAUACUGAAGCACCCCCAGAAGACACGAAUUAGAAGACAGAGACUUAUCCAUUUCUUUUUUCCUUUUAUUUUUUUUUUCUUUUUUUUUUUUUUUUUUUUUUUAAUCAAA